Molecule: messenger RNA, 831 nt
Organism: Gongylonema pulchrum
Lineage: Eukaryota; Metazoa; Nematoda; Chromadorea; Rhabditida; Gongylonematidae
Source: the annotation of a GenBank genome assembly
AUGAAUGCAGCGGGCACAAAGCAGUCAACUUGCAUGCUCAUGGUCGCCCCAGCGCCAACGCCUAUCCCUGGUGCCAAGAGUGUUGCAAGCUCGCCCGCUCCACCGCAGACGCCAGUAGGCCCAUCUGCGCCUUUGUUCCUCAAGGAGCUGAGAAAUUCGCCGUUAAAGCCCGGUUCGCAGAUAAUUCUGGAAGCACGUGUUGUUGGCAAUCCAGCACCACAAGUGGAAUGGCUCAGAAACAAAUCAACACUUAAAAAUUAUCGAGCAAAGACCGAGUACGACACGCAUACCGGAAUUUGUGCCUUAAUUAUACCUCAGAUGUUUGCUGAUGAUAUUGGCGAAUAUACAUGUAGAGCGACCAAUGCUCACGGGGUUGCAGAAACUUCCGCGCAGUUUGUAAUAGCGUCGUGCGAUCCAAAGUCGCACCCCUUUCCUGAAUGCAAGAACUGGUUGGGAUGGAGGCAGGAUGAAGAACCAAAAAGUAACCACAAAUCAGUUGAGCGAGGAACCUUUUUUGUUUUGUGUAUGCAAGAAAACAUUUUCAAGCUGAUGCCACGUGAUGAGUUCGAAAAAUGGUUCAACGAGCAGCGAUCGCUGAUUACACGCGAACGAAAGCAAGCGAUGCUUGCGCAAACGCAAAAGCAAAGGCCAGGCAAGCAUUUCCCCGGCUCUUUUGUAACAUUGAUUUGUUUAGAACCAUCAGGGCGAUCAAAUGCGCAUGCAAUACCGCAACGAGAAGUGGUACAACAGCGACCAGUGACCGUUGCGCAGCGUCAGAUGAAACAAAACGGCGGCUCAGAUUACGAUAGUAUUGGCGAAAUUGUAAGCUGA